GGCUCUGCAGUCGAAACAAUAAAAUCAUUAUUUUUGAUAAACAUGCGACGGUUGUGAGAAAAACAAAAAUUGUUAUAUUCGCACGUGACCUUAUAUUCCAAUAAUACUUUAAAGAGCAUUAUAAGUCUUUUAUGUUGGUAACAGACCGGAAGUUGUAGUUAGGCUGUAAACCGGGCUACAUCGCGCAGUUUCCGAAGUUUUUUAACUGAUGUUUGUUCCGCCGUCUUGUCUGACUUUUUACCGCUGAAUAUUCUGGACAAUUAUCGGCCUUGGCCCAAUUUUGUGCCACUAAUAUCACUGCUAGCGAACGCAUGCGUCAGCGAGGUCACGAGUUGACACCGGCAGCCAUAUCAUAAAAAAAGAGACACAAGACCGGUCCUGGAGCCGGGAACGGAGGACCAGAACCGUCUGAGCCGCGCUCCGGUCCACAAGCUGUUAGCUGUCAUACUGACUGUCUGAUGGCCUCGCAGUGUUCUUCUAUCUGUUAGCUGAAAACAUGGGCGACGGUAACGGAGUUAACGGAGACCCGAACGCCAAUCAAAAUAGUCCGAGUACCGGCAACUUUCAGCUGGAGACGGCGGUCCAGCAAUGGUUAAGCUGGGACAAGAACCCAUGGACUCGAGCUCAGGUGGAGUCUCUGGUUGCAGCAGGUCAGAUCGACAACCUGAGUUCCAGACUCGGCAGCAGGAUGAGCUUUGGAACAGCUGGUCUGAGAGCACCUAUGGGAGCUGGCUUCAACCGGAUCAAUGAUCUCACUAUCAUCCAGUCCACACAGGGUUUGUGUUCAUACCUGUCCAGGUUUUUUGCUGACCUCCACAGUCGAGGUGUAGUGGUUGGUUUUGACACCAGGGGUCAGCAGGACAGCGGCUGCAGCAGUCAGAGGUUGGCUACGUUGACAGCUGCAGUGUUGCUCAGCAGAGAUGUUCCUGUUCAUCUUUUCUCCAAGUUUGUCCCAACACCAUUUGUGCCGUACGCAGUGAAGAAGCUGGGAGCAGCUGCUGGAGUCAUGAUCACAGCAUCUCACAAUCCUAAAGAAGACAAUGGUUACAAGGUGUACUGGUGUAAUGGUGCUCAGAUCUCCUCCCCUCAUGACAAAGAGAUCCUGCUGAGCAUCGAGGAGCACCUGGAACCCUGGAGCGCCUCCUGCUGGGACGAGGGGCUGGUGGAGAAAUGUUCCUUAAGGACUGACCCCCUGGAUCAGAUCAACAGCUGUUACAUGGAAGAGCUCACUACCCUCUGCUACCACAGGGAUCUGAACAUUCAGUGCCCACUCAAAUUUGUCCACUCGUCCUUCCAUGGUGUCGGACAUGACUUCAUCCAACAGGCCUUCCAAACCUUUGGCUUUACUCCACCCAUUCCUGUGCUGGAACAGAAAGAUCCGGAUCCCAACUUCUCCACCAUCCACGUUCCAAACCCAGAGGAAGGAGAGUCUGUUCUGGAACUGUCCUUCCUACUGGCAGAGAAGGAAAAUGCUCGCAUUGUUCUGGCCACUGACCCUGAUGCAGAUCGUCUGGCUGUAGCAGAAAAGCAUGAUGGGUCUGGUUGGAAGGUGUUCACAGGUAACGAGCUGGCGGCUCUGCUUGGAUGGUGGAUGUUCUUUAACUGGAAGGAGAACCAUCCCAGUCCAGCAGACACUCAGAGAGUCUAUAUGUUGGCCACCACUGUGUCCUCCAAGAUUCUUCAGACCUUGGCUAACAUGGAGGGAUUCCACUUUGAGGAAACACUCCCAGGAUUUAAGUGGAUCGGGAACAGGAUUCACGAACUCUCCAAAACUGGAAACCCAGUCAUCUUUGCUUUCGAAGAGUCCAUUGGUUUCCUGUGUGGAAGCAUGGUCCCUGAGAAGGACGGCGUCAGUGCUGCUGUGGUUGUGGCUGAAAUGGCAGCUUAUCUGCAGGAGAAGAACCUGAGUCUGAAUCAGCAGCUCAACAACAUCUACCAGAUGUAUGGUUACCAUUUAUCAAAAACCUCCUACGUCAUCUGCAGAAACCCUCCAACAAUCAAGAAGAUUUUUCACAGAAUCAGAAACUUUGACGGUGAUGGUUCGUAUCCAAAAACAUGCGCCGGCAUCAAGAUCCUCAAUAUCAGAGACAUUACCACAGGAUACGACAGCAGCCGAGCUGAUCUCAGAUCUGUAAGAGCUGAAAAGUCUGAUGUUGUUUGUGUGGCAUUGUUUGUGACAUUAUAUUUCUGUUUGUGUCCAAUGGAGGUGUUCCCAGUGUCCAAGAGCAGCCAGAUGAUCACCUUCAUGCUACAGAAUGGAAUUGUGGCCACGCUCCGUUCUAGCGGCACAGAACCAAAGAUCAAGUAUUACACUGAGUUCUGCGCUGCACCAGGAAAAAGUGACGUGUCCAGUCUGGAGGAGGAGCUCCGACAGGUGACGGACGCUCUGCUCAUCGACUUCCUGGAGCCAGAAAAGAACAACCUGACUGGCUGCUUGGUCUAAGUCUCGUCUCCUCACCCCAGGUCCCUCCUGUGACACCUCGUUCUAUUUCACUGUCAUUGCAGAAGCUUCUUUACAUUACUGUGAAGUCCACGUGACGGAGAUGACUAAAAGAACAAGAAACUCUUCAGUCUUGGUGUUCUUCACAACCUGUGGUGUUGAUGUUGAUGAUGCUGUUGCUAUGGAGGUUCAUUAGUGAUACAGUCAGAACAGUCACCUGUUGAUGGAGAUAACGUCAUCGAAAUCAGUUCUCCAGGGUUUCUUUAAAUACUUAGAAGAUUAAGAUGGAUGUUUACACCUGGGUAAAACCGUUAUCCCUGAACUUCAAAGUCAUUCUGGUGAUUUAUAAUCCAUUUUAAUUGAUUUUCGAUGAAAAAUCUACAGCCAUUCUGUUUUCAGGGACUGUGAAGCGGUCUGUCAAAGAGCUGAGAUUUAUUUUUGAUAUUUAUAUUGCACAUAAAUGAGCUGCUGUUGGAAAUGGUUGCACACACACACACACUCCAUAAAUUCUGCAAAAUACCUUGAAGCAACCCUGAGUGUGCUUUACACCGCUAUUAUCAUAUAAAGUGAUGUCAUCAGUGACAUCAUUACGCACACGUGAUGCUGCAUACAGUAUGUUGGUAACGAGUCAAAAUAAACCAAAGUUACUGUAAAA
Messenger RNA from Cynoglossus semilaevis (tongue sole), 3095 nucleotides. RefSeq names its product phosphoglucomutase 2-like 1 (gene pgm2l1). Lineage: Eukaryota; Metazoa; Chordata; Actinopteri; Pleuronectiformes; Cynoglossidae. The transcript is spliced from 13 exons. The record is from RefSeq and is a predicted model, not a curated record. Gene Ontology annotation, molecular function: magnesium ion binding; glucose-1,6-bisphosphate synthase activity; intramolecular phosphotransferase activity. Bases 497 to 2443 code for a protein of 648 amino acids. Gene Ontology annotation, biological process: carbohydrate metabolic process. Gene Ontology annotation, cellular component: nucleus.